Molecule: messenger RNA, 2558 nt
Organism: Otolemur garnettii (small-eared galago)
Lineage: Eukaryota; Metazoa; Chordata; Mammalia; Primates; Galagidae
Gene: EMILIN3
Product: elastin microfibril interfacer 3
Exons: 4
Cellular component (GO): extracellular matrix
Molecular function (GO): protein binding
Source: RefSeq, a predicted model, not a curated record
CGCCUGCCCGUCUGGCUGUGCGCCGUCGCGGCGCUGCUCUCGGGGACGGAGGCCAAGGGCACCCCGUUCUUGGCGCGGCCCGCGCCGCCCGGCGCUUCCCGCUACAGUCUCUACACGACGGGAUGGCGCCCGCGGCUGCGCCCGGGGUCGCACAAGGCCCUCUGUGCCUACGUGGUGCACAGGAAUGUGACCUGCGUCUUACAGGAGGGAGCAGAGAGCUAUGUGAAGGCGGAGUACCGGCAGUGUGGAUGGGGGCCCAAGUGCCCCGGGACAGUCACGUACCGCACGGUGCUCAGACCCAAGUACAAGGUCGGAUACAAGACAGUGACAGACCUCGCCUGGCGUUGCUGCCCCGGCCUCACUGGGGAACAGUGCCCUGAGCACCUCACGGACCAAGAGGCUGCCCCACCCCAGCUGGAGCGAGAGCCCCAGAUUCCCUCGGGGCAGCUGGGCCCAGGCUCCAGGCCCCCUCCUUACAGCAGAGUGGCCCCCAGCCCUCACGGAAGGAAAGGCCCAGUGCUAUUUGGCAAGCGGCUGGAACGCCUGGAGGGUGAUGUCCAGCGCCUGGCACAAAUAUAUGGUACCCUCAGCGGCAUUGUGGCCAGCCAGGAGGACCACGACAGGAUGACUGGUGGUCCCAGGACUCCUGCUGCCCCUGUGGGCUUCGGGGUCAUCCCCGAGAGGCUUGUGGAUCCAGGAGAGAGGGCCAGAGGGCCACCCACACCUCCUCUGGCCGAGAUCCUGAGCAAGGUGACUGAGGUGAGCAACACACUGCGAACCAAGGUGCAGCUGCUGGAUGAGGUGCAUGGGCUGGCGCUCGGCCAUGAGGCCCACCUGCAGCGCUUGCGGGAGGCCCCGCCGUCCCCACUCACCUCCCUGGCGCUCCUGGAGGAGUAUGUGGACCGACGUCUGCACCGCCUUGGGGGGAGCCUGCUGGACGGCUUUGAGCAGAAGCUGCAAGGCGUCCAGAGCGCAUGUGACCUGCGGGUGCAGGAGGUUCAGCGGCAGUGUGAGGAGGGCCAGGCAGCCAGUCAGAGGCUGCAUCAGAGCCUCGAUGGCCGGGAGCUGGCCCUGCGCCGAGAGCUCUCCCAGCUGGGUAGCCGGCUGCAGGGCCUAAGCACAGCAGGUGGGGGUAGCUGCUGCAGCCAGCUGGCCUUGAUCAGUGCCCGUGUGGACAGCCUUGAGAGAACCUUGCAGUCAAUCACCCAGACCCAAAGGGCCCCUGGUGGCCCAGCUGGGGAUGAGCUCACGCACCUCUCAGCUGCCAUGCUGGAAGGAGGAGUGGAUGGGCUACUUGAGGGCCUGGAGGCACUCAAUGGGACAGAGAGUGGAGUGAGGGGCUGCUGCCUGAGGAUGGAGAUGGGGGGCUGGGGGACGGGUGGCUUUAGGACCAUGCUGGAGGAGCGCGUGCAGAGCCUGGAGGAGCGCCUGGCGACAAUGGCUGGGGAGCUAGGCCAUGACAGCACUCCACCAAGCAGAUCAGCACGGCCCCUUGUGCAGACGGCGGAGUUGGCUGUGCUAGAACAACGGCUGGUCUCGUUGGAGACCUCAUGCAUCCCCAGCACCACCUCGGCCGUCCUGAACAACCUAAUGGCGGAGGUGAAGGCCUGGCGGAGCCGGAGUGAGGCCCUUCUACGCCAGGUGGCCCGCCACGCAUCUCUGCUCCGGCAGCUCAACGGCACCGUGGCCGAGGUCCAGGGGCAACUGGCAGAAGGGACAGGCAGCUCACUCCAAGGAGAGAUCACUCUGCUCAAGGUCAACCUGAACUCUGUGAGCAAGUCACUCACAGGCCUCAGUGACUCUGUCAGCCAGUACUCUGACGCCUUUUCGGCUGCCAACACGUCCCUAGAUGAGAGAGAACGCAAGGUAGAAGCCGAAGUUCAUGCCAUCCAAGAGGAGGUCAGCAGUCACGGCUCCAGGCUCCAGGCUGGCCAUAGGCAGGUCGUGAACCUGAGGGGUGAGCUGGAGCAACUCAAGGCUGGCGUGGCCAAGGUGGCUGGAGGACUGAGCCGCUGCCAGGACACAGCCCAGGAACUCCAACAAGCAGUGGGCCACUUUGACCAGCGGGUGGCACAAGUGGAGGGCACCUGCAGGGGUCUGGGGGUGCUGGCUGCAGGCCUGGACAGCUUGCCCAGGGAGGGCCUGUGGGGCCAUGUGGACCAGCUGAAUCGCACGCUGGCCCAGCACACACAGGACAUUGCCCGCCUACGAGAUGACCUGCUAGACUGCCGGGCCCAGCUGGCUGAGCAAGCACGGCCAGGACAAGCCGACUAGGGAGGCUGGAGGGGAUAUAACCCCCAGAUCCCACCAACCCAGGGAACAUCACCCCAGAGCACAGUCUUACCCAGUAGUGCCUCCUUGCUGCCCCUGGCCAGCCCAGAUGCCACUUCCAAGGCCAUUGAAAGAAUGGGCUUGGCCCACUGCCACAUGACUGUCCCAGCCACCAAAAUCCAUGCUCAGUGCUGCACAAACUGGUCCAGGAUAGUGGUCAAGGCAGGGAUGUCAUGCCUGAAAGCCGGGAUGGACUUAAGUGCCCUCUUAUUCCACUGUCUGCAAAU